Molecule: messenger RNA, 3927 nt
Organism: Cylicocyclus nassatus
Lineage: Eukaryota; Metazoa; Nematoda; Chromadorea; Rhabditida; Strongylidae
Source: the annotation of a GenBank genome assembly
AGGUCUUUUUUGUAGAAGUUAGGGUGGGCACCGGGUGCGAUGGCAUCGCCAGGUCCUUCACAGAGACGCAGCUCAGAUGGCAGUGACGAUGUUUGCCCAAUCUGCCUUUGUCCUAUGGAUGAAGGCUUUUCAAGACCUGAAAAUUGUCAGCAUCGCUUCGACUUGGAUUGUUUGACUGAAUGGUCUAAGCUUCGCCUCAGCUGUCCAUCAUGUCGUGCCGGGUUUGGAGCCAUUUACACCUAUGAAAUUGUGGAAAGUAAGCCAAAACUACUCAAAGUGCAAAAGAUGGAGCCACCCAAAGAGGCAGAGCCGUUUGAAGAAGCAAACCCUCUUGACUUCACGUUCUGUGAAAUCUGUGGCGGAGGACAGCACGAAGAGCUGCUGCUAAUCUGUGAUCAGUGCGAUAAGGGAUUUCAUACUUACUGCCUCACCCCGCCGCUUGAUGGUGUACCAGCAACUGAGCAGUGGUUCUGUCCACAGUGUGAAGAAAGACGAAUUUCGUUACCUUCUACCAGUCGUCGCGCUACAGCUCCUUCGGCAAGAACGAUCAGGUUUAUUCAGAGAACUGCGCUUGCUGAACGCGUUCGUCGAGUACUGCAGCGCAGUCGAAGAAUCUUUGAUGAAGUCGAAGAAACUAGCGAAAGCGAAAGCGCCGACGUAGAAGAUGAAGAAGAAGAAGAAGAAGAAGGAGAAUUAGUAGAAGAGGAUGGAGAUGAGGAGAGCGAAGAAACAAGUGAAGAGGAGGAGGUUCCCGAAUUUUUCGACGACGAUGCCAGAGUAUUAGCUGAAAUAGGCGAUGAUGAGGAACCAGCUUUACCCAGUGUCCAGAGGAGAACAAAGAAGCAAAGGGAAGCUGCAGCGAAAAAGAAGAAAACCACAAAGACAAAGAAAGGUAAAAGAAAGACGUCUAAAAGAACUACCAAAGGCAAGAAGAGGAGAAGCAAGGGCAAACGUCGUGUCAGAGAGCGUAGGACUAGGACAGCUGACACCAAAAAGGGUCCAUUGGAUGCCUUUGUGACGCGAAGAGGUGGUAGCCACGAUCCAGUCGCUCGCCUUUCGCUUCUAGGAGCAGGAUUGGAGCCAGUGGCAGACGACGAUCCUUUGAUAACUGAGAACUCGAGACGGUUUGAUCGACCACUUUUGCGUCGUAAAGACAGUAGAAACGCACCUUCGUCCACUGUUGCAAAGAAUGAGGCUGUGGACGAAGAAAAGCCGGCUGCUGACUCCUGCGAUCUGCUGGGUUCAAUUAUACCAGAACAGGUGAAAACCCUUGCACCUGGAAGAUUGUUUGCAAUUGGAGGUGGUCGAUUCAAUACCACAGACGAUUUCGAGAAAUAUAAGGAGAGAAAAACGAAUCUGUUAUCCUCAGAACUGAAAGCAAAGCUAGGAAUUCCUGUGGAUGAAAAAGAUGCCGUUGAGUCGAAAUCCGAUGUUAGCAAAUCGAGGGAUAAAAUGAAGGAAAAGGUUCCGUCUUCGAAACCAGAUGAACGACGCAAUGUCACCGGCAAUUCUCUACCACAUGGAAGUAGCUUGGGCAUGCCUCAUCGCAGUGGUGAAAGCACUAGCCGAGAGGGGACCUCCAAAGAUUUGAGAAGACGCGAUGAGCAUCGCAUGGCUGAAGAUAAAUACAGCUCCAGCUCAAAGCGUGACGGAGACAGUUACCGGGGAGAUAGAGACGAACGGCGCAGGGAUUACAGUGAUUCUGGUGAUAGUCGAAGCAGUAGAAAUGACAGAAUCUACCCUCAACGACAUAGUGAGGAGAGAAAUUGGCGAGAUGGUGCUGGAGAUGAGACUAGAGCUGGAAAUCGACGAUGGGAGCGCGAAGACGACAAUAGGAGGAAAUACGAGCAGCCCCGUGGGGUAGUGCGACAGUUUGGUACGACUGUAAGAAACGAGUUAGAUCCGCCAGGAAGAGUCCAUAACCAGGGAAGCAGCGGGCGAAACGUUUACGAGCCGUUUCGGGAAAUGGAUCGCCGUCCAGAUCGCACUAUCGACAAACAUUCGGUGCGUAGCCUAGGUAGUGUAAGGAGCAAUUAUGAGCGACCUAAGGAUGAUCGAGGAAGCAGCAGUAGCAGUAAUGUUUCUAAACUGCAAGAUAGACGGGAUUCUCCCAACCUACAGGAUAGACGAGAUGCUUCUAGACUGCAGGAUAGAAGGGAUGCUCCCGAACCGCAUGUUAGACGGGAUUCCCCUGAAGUACAGGAGAGAAGGGAUGCUUAUAAAGCGAAAGAUAGGAGGGAUGCUUAUAAACCACUGGAUAAACGGAAUACUCCCGAACUACAGCUCGAUAGAAAUGAUGCUCCUGAACCCAAGGAAAGACGAUAUGCACCUACAAUACAGGAAAAAAGGGAUGCUCCCAGGUCACACGAUAGAAGGGAUGCGCCUGAACCCGAGGAUAGACGGCAUGCACCUACAGUACGGGAGAAAAAGGAUGCUCCUAGAUUACUCGAUAGAAAUGAUGCUCCUGAACCUAAGGAAAGACGGUAUGCACCUACAAUACAGGAAAAAAGGGAUGCUCCUAGAUUACACGAUAGAGACGCUCCUGAAGCCGAGGAUAGACGGCAUGCACCUAUAAUACGGGAGAAAAAGGAUGCUCCUAGACUACGCGACAGAGGCGAUGCUUCUAAACUUCAGGAUAGACGGGAUGCUCCCGAAUUACAGGAUAGAGGGACUGCUCCCAUACAGGAUAAAAGGGAUAUCCGCCGGGGUGAUGACAGACGUUCUCAUGAACGGCCGCGAGAAGUCAGUGUUCAGACUAGUCCAGAGAAACCCCGCAGACAUGAGCGCAAUGACCGAGUUGACUCCAGAAGUAGAAGUCCGAGACGACCCGAGCAGCUGAUUGACGAAAUCCGUAAAAAUACGCGUGAUCUUGCUCAUAGUUCCGAUGUUUCCGGUCAUCGUCACAGUCGCGAUGAAAUUGCCCGUACUGAAAGGCCUGCCAUGAACAAAGCAAAAACUGAGGAGUCAGAGCAGGAAGACAAAGGAUCUGCGAAGAAACCAGCACUGAGAAACGCAGCCGGAUCUCUGGAGAAAGCGGAGAAUGUCUGGAUGCCUACGUUGCCGAGCACUUCUGCUCUUGCCGUGACGAACGCCGCAUCAGAAACCCCUGCUACACCUUCAGUUACGAAGCACGACGAAGAGAAAAAUAGCAAUGAACGUGUGAAGAUUAUCGAAGGAUUCGCAAAGGAAGCCAUAAAACAGUAUAAACGUGAUAUCACUGUGGAAGAAUACAAGAACGUCAUGCGUGCUGUAGUUCGUGACUGUUACAAAAAAAGAAUAAUGGAUGGAGUGAAGAUCAAAGACAAAGUAGAUGAGUCCGUACGAGCAGUAAAAAAUGGGAUGCAAUUGGAUGUUGGUCAUCAUAGCUCGAAAAGACCAGAAACCUCUGGUGGCAGUUCGGUAGUACCAGUCAAACGUCAAAAAAUUAGUGUUUGAGUGGUUUCAAUCUCUCGUGAACUUUUUAGCGUUAGGACAAUUUUUCUGUACCAUAGAUAUAGUUUAUCAAAAAAUCAGACCUUUAGUCAUAUCGUGUAAGUUAGUAGUCGAAUUAGUCAAUGGUGCCCCUUUCAAAAAUUUGGGGUAUGUGUUUUAACACGGUGCUGUUUUGCAGCGCUGCAACCCAUAGCACAUCUAACUUGCUCGUGUUCGUUGCGGUUAUCUCAUUCCAGUCAAAAUUUGGAAUGUGCUUUGUUACUUGUAGAUGGUUCAGUUGUUUUCAAUAAGUGCAAGUGUAUGUGAUAUUAUCUCAGUCGAGUACAAUCAUUUGGUUUCCAUUUAAGUGAUUGUAUCAUCUUCUGUCACUCAUUAGGGAAGUGUUUAGCUUGUGAAUGACUCUUGAAAAACUUUACUUAUCCGUUAGCGACACCACUGUCACCAUUCAUGUAAUUUUACUGGUUCUUUUUCGCAAUGAAUAUUCUUCAUCUCGCU